Molecule: messenger RNA, 482 nt
Organism: Anthonomus grandis grandis
Lineage: Eukaryota; Metazoa; Arthropoda; Insecta; Coleoptera; Curculionidae
Gene: IT
Product: neurophysin 1-like
Exons: 3
Coding region: 1-426 (141 amino acids)
Cellular component (GO): secretory granule; extracellular region
Molecular function (GO): neurohypophyseal hormone activity
Source: RefSeq, a predicted model, not a curated record
AUGUUGAAAACUCUUUUAUUGUGGGUAGUUGCUUGUAAUAUUUUUGUGUCGGGUUGUCUCAUUACUAAUUGCCCUAGAGGAGGUAAAAGAAAUGAAAGAUAUGAGCUUGUAGAGGCUAGAGUCAAGAAGUGUACACCCUGUGGUCCCCAAAAUACCGGCCAAUGUUUUGGACCUGCUAUCUGCUGCGGCCCUUUUGGUUGCCUGAUGGCCACCAAGAAAACGCGACGCUGCCAAAUUGAAGGAAUGUUCGAAACACUGCAACCUUGUAUUUCAGGAUUUAGCGAUUGUAGAGCAGGAAGUGGCAGGUGUGCUGCCAAAGGUGUAUGUUGCAGCCAAGAUUCUUGUUAUGCUGAUAAGGAGUGCGAUAUUCAAGAAAAUUUACGAAGUUCAUCUACCAUGGAGUUAUUUAAGUUAUUAGGACUUUAAGAUGGAAAAUAAUUUACCUUAUUGAUGAUCCAUUAAACCACUAUGCAAUUAACCCA